AUGUACUCUCGCGGAUAUGUCCUCACUAUGGGCCUGCUCCAGGCUUUGCCCUUCUCCCACGCCAUACCCGCCCCACAAAUGGGAGACUAUGGUGAGAACUCGGGCUCAGUCGGCGGCGUCGAUCCCCCAAUCCCAACCGUGACGGCCGCUUCUGGGUCAUUGUACGGUGGCGAGGAUCUUCUUGGUGGCAACGCCGCCCUCCCCGACGUCGAAUCCGAUUCAGCCGUCGUCGAAAACCCUCAGUUCGUGGAUGGUCAGUCUGCGGACAGGAAGCUGGGCCUGUACCUUGACUUCAACAGCGUCGAUGCUCCUCAGCCCGAGAGGGGAGGCUAUGGCGCCACCGACCCCGGCCCGCGUACCUACUACUACGAGAAGAUCAACCCCGACGUCUAUGCCAUCCCCGGAACCGACAGCGGUGAUGUUCCCCAGGCCAUGUGGCCCCUGGGAAUGUCCCACAACCGCGCUGGCUCCGACCCCGGCGCUGGUUGGGCACGCCAGCAGAACCAGGACGUCCUGCCCUCUGCCACUGCGAUGGCUGGUGUCGACAUGAGGCUCGGCCCCAACGCCUACCGUGAGCUUCACUGGCACACUGCCAAUGAGUGGUCUUUGAUGCUCAAGGGCUGCGUGCGGGUGUCCACAGUCAACGAGAAUGGUGCAACCAUGGUGGACGAUGUGUGCGCUGGAGAUGUGUGGUUCUUCCCCUCCGGCGUUCCACACAGUAUCCAGGCCUUCGACGAGGGGUGUGAAUUCCUGCUCGUCUUCGACGACGGCGCCUUCUCUGAGGAUGAGACCUUCCUUCUGUCCGAGAUGAUGGCACGUACCCCCGUGAGCGUCUUGUCCAAGAACUUCAAGGCCGACCCCAGCGCUUUCAAGAACAUUCCUCAAGAUGAGCUAUACAUCUUCAACGGCACACCUCAGCCCAAGGAAAUCGACGACACCCAGAACCUCACCUCUUCCGGCGGCUCGCUCGACGGUACCGCCAACUCCUACACCUACCACUGGUCCGAGCAGAAGCCUUACGAGACUCCUGGCGGCUCCGUCAAGAUCCUCGACCCAACGACCUUCCCUAUCGCCUCUAACUUCGCCGCCGCCCUCGUCGUCGUGCAGCCCGGUGCCAUGCGUGAGAUCCACUGGCACACGACCUCGCCCGAGUGGAACUACUUCCUGCAGGGCUCUGCGCGCAUCACAGUCUUCAAGGCACCCGAGGCGGCCCGCACCUUCGACUUCACGGCCGGUGGCGUUGGCUACAUCCCGCAGGCUGCCAGCCACUACGUCGAGAACACUGGCACUGAGGACGUCAUCUUCCUCGAGGUCCUGCAGGCUCCCAAGUUCUCCGAUGUCAGCGCCGCCCAGUGGCUUGCCCUCACCCCCAAGCAGGUCGUCGAGGACCAUCUCGAUGUGCCUGAGGGCUUCUGGGAGAACCUGCCCAAGGAGAAGGAGUACAUCAAGCAGGGCCCUCUCAACAUGACCUCCCUGGCGACCGCAUCCCUUGAUGGUGGUGACGCCGCUUCCGCGACCCCUAGCUCGACCCCGAGCGCGACCCCGUCUUCGGUUGCCAGGAGUAUCAAGGCUGGAAGUGUUCAGGAAAACAAGAGAGAGGUCACCUUCUUUGCUUAA
Molecule: messenger RNA, 1617 nt
Organism: Diaporthe amygdali
Lineage: Eukaryota; Fungi; Ascomycota; Sordariomycetes; Diaporthales; Diaporthaceae
Product: oxalate decarboxylase family bicupin
Exons: 3
Coding region: 1-1617 (538 amino acids)
Biological process (GO): oxalate metabolic process
Source: RefSeq, a predicted model, not a curated record